Messenger RNA from Lasiosphaeria miniovina, 1122 nucleotides. RefSeq lists its product as uncharacterized. Lineage: Eukaryota; Fungi; Ascomycota; Sordariomycetes; Sordariales; Lasiosphaeriaceae. The transcript has 2 exons. Gene Ontology annotation, cellular component: plasma membrane. Bases 1 to 1122 code for a protein of 373 amino acids. Gene Ontology annotation, molecular function: 1-phosphatidylinositol-4-phosphate 5-kinase activity. The record is from RefSeq and is a predicted model, not a curated record. Gene Ontology annotation, biological process: phosphatidylinositol phosphate biosynthetic process.
AUGGGCCGACAACAGCACAUUGCCCGGUCGGUUGUGCAGACCAUCAGCACGAGGACAAACGGAGGCGCGAGACGGUCGCGCAGCCCGGUCGCAUUUCUCUUGGCCCUCUUCUCCGCUCUCCUCUCGCUGUACGAUCUCCAUCUGCAAAAGAUCCGCCCAGCCGAUUUCGCCAACCUCCGCCGUAAGCACUGGGAGGUGACGGACGAUGCCUACACCGACUCGUUCCAGCCAGGCGAGUGCGCAGAGGGGCGCGACACUCUAAAGUCGAUAGGGGACAUGGGGUUCUCGGGCUCGACGUUCUACUCAACCGCGGACCAGAAAUACUUGGUCAAGUCGGUUCCUCGAUACUCGGAGCACUCCUUCUUCCGCGAAGACCUCCUGACGCCCUAUGUCGAGUACAUGGCCACACAUCCGCGAACGCUGCUGGUACGCAUCUGCGACUUCCUUGGCGCGAGGGGCGCCUCGCUCGGGCGCCUGUUGGGCACCGCGCCAUCGCAUCACAUCGUCAUGGAGAACAUCAUGUACGGGCGGGGCGAGGCGAAGAAGCGGGGCGACGCCGACUGGGAGGACUGGGAUCUGAAGCCGACGUCGUACUUCUACCCGGAGCGAGACAUUGCCGGUGGCGCGUUGACCAGCGAGGCGACUAAGAACCAGCUGGCCGACGAGUUCCACGGCAAGAUCAUCCUGAGCCGCGCGCAGGCCGACGACUUCUUCUCGAACCUGGAGGCGGACACCAAGCUGCUCGCCGAGCACAACGCCGUCGACUAUUCACUUUUCCUCGUCAGGAUAAAGGUGCCGCAACCCGAAGUCGCCGCCGACUCUGGCUCUUCGCAAGCUGCUUCGGAGAUUGUGCCUACCGAGGGCCCUUCGGUGCCGCCGUCGCCGCCGUCGUGGAGGACCGGCGUCGCGUCGCCAGAUGGGAAGCAUAUCUUCCGCGCUGCCAUCCUCGACUUCUUCUGGGCCAAGCACAAGAUCCAGCCAAGGUUCAUGACGCUGCUCAUCACUCUGUACAACGUGCUCAUCAGCAAGAAAGGUCCCAUGAGCAUCACUACCACGCCGGACGAGUACCGUGCGAGGUUUUUGAAGAUGUGCCGCGGCAUUGUCGAGGCUAGGGAGGAGUGA